AUGCUUCAAGCGCAGCAUCGGUGCAAAGAACGAGGAGGUGCUCCGAUCCCGGAAGGUCAAAGUAAAGGCCGCAAACGAUCGUCAUGUCUGUCAUGCGUCAAAUUGAGGACCAGAUGUGACCAGGAAACCCCUUGUACCCGCUGUCAAGAGUUGGGUAAGGAAUGCGUUCGAGUCUCGAGUCCCCAGAAGGGGGCAGACUCCAUCAGACCAAAGAGUCGGGAUGCCAUACCGAUCCAACACCUACUCAACAAUCCUGGUGGCGACGACUUCAUCGCUCACUUUCCUAUACGGGACGCCCUCGACACGCCGGUCGGCGAAGACGACAACUUCAACACGUUCGAAGCCGAGGAUUCCUCUGACACGGAACACUUGAGUGAAGAGUACGAACGAAAUGAUGUAUUCAUCGGGGCAGAUAUGCCUGCCUUUGAAGCUGCCAUCAACUUCGAGAAUUUCGACUCAUAUUGGAGCAUUUUCCCUAACAUGGUAUAUCCUCCAUAUCCACAACCGGAACAGUCCCCUCCAGCAAGUGCGGGAGGUCUCAGCGGCGUUACUUCGCAUACUGCCAUGACGCUCGAGCCUGUGGCUUAUCAAGUUCGAGAAUUGCUUAUAGCCACGGCACACAAGCUCGCGACAGAGACCGCGCAGAACCUGCCAUUACUCAUCCAGGACAUUAACCUUCUUACAAAUAUUGAGCUGGACAACAGCCUGAAUCUGUACUUUGCAAACUAUCAUCGACACUGUCCAAUCCUCCAUCGACAGUCUUUCCAUCCAACCACGGUCCCAACACCUUUGUUACUGGCAACCGUGGCGCUUGGAGCAAUGUAUUCUCGGCCAUCCACAGUGCAAUGGAUGAAAAGACUCCUGGAUGUUAUGGAAGCGUAUACCUUCUCAUUCCCAGGCUUACGAGAUGAGUACGGCGCUUUCUCGCUUUCUGAUGCAGCAGAUGAAGAGACUCUCGAAUAUCAAUUUCAGCUUUUUCAGGGCGCCUAUCUCAUGGUCGUCGCUCAAUUUUUCUCGGGCACUUUGGCUGCCAGGAGGAGAGCUCGGAGGCAAAGGUUCACCACUGUCCUUGGUGUGGCCAGAUCGUUCAAGUUACCAAAAUCCCAGCAUAGUAGCAUUGUCUCAAUACCCGACGAACUCUCUUUCCAGCAUUGGAUUCGGAAGGAGGUACGAAUUCGGACGAUGAAUAUCAUGUUGGCCCUUGACUCAGCUAUGGGUUUCUUCUACAAUGUCGCUCCCCGCAUCAACUACUCGGAACUUGACCUCCAGCUCCCAUGUCAUCCCGAGUAUUUCGAGCUUUCUAGUUAUGCGGAGAUGUUGACGAAAUCUUUAUUUCCUCGGACACGAAUCAAGAUAAUCGAUGCAUUUCAGCCACUGUUCUAUUCACCACAGAGUCUGGCAGCGGCAUUCCAGAACGAGACUUUAUGUUAUUGGGAUAUGUUGUUGUUGGUUCACGUUCUUUACACCCACUGCUGGCAGCACUUGUUCGGAAAUCCGCUCAAUCGCCUUUCCCCAACCACGCUUGCGCCUGGACCAGCAGAAAUACUCGAACCCAUCAAAAAUUGCAUCGACAAUUGGAAGACUCUUUGGGAUGAAGUGCGAGCCAGGCCCCCGUCCAAUGUUGCCGAAAGCGGCUUCGAAACGACGGCAGACAGUUACUGGACGCUUAUCAAGCUGAUUGUACAGAAGUUUGAGAUCGAGUCUGCACCUCAGACAGCAGGUGGGAAUGAAGCCGAAUUGAGAGCAAUCGAUAGCUUCCUAAACGGCAUGUCCAAUGGUGGUGACGGCGCCGCACCAACCUGCGAUGGUGUUCCCCAAGUCUCGAUAUUCCGAGGUUUGGAUUUUAUGCCCAUCGAAGCCGACUGUGAUGUCCAGGGUGCUCACCUGAGAAAGAUUUUGUUUGGAAGAUAA
Molecule: messenger RNA, 1911 nt
Organism: Exophiala viscosa
Lineage: Eukaryota; Fungi; Ascomycota; Eurotiomycetes; Chaetothyriales; Herpotrichiellaceae
Exons: 6
Coding region: 1-1911 (636 amino acids)
Biological process (GO): regulation of transcription by RNA polymerase II; DNA-templated transcription
Cellular component (GO): chromatin
Molecular function (GO): zinc ion binding; RNA polymerase II cis-regulatory region sequence-specific DNA binding; DNA-binding transcription factor activity, RNA polymerase II-specific
Source: RefSeq, a predicted model, not a curated record